AUGCGGGAUGAGCCAUGUCACUCAGGAAAGAUGCCAGCCAGCAGAGUCGAAGGCAGGAGUAGGGCGCGAUCUCAGGGUGGUCCAAUGAGGAAAACCCACGAAAGACGGUUAGAUACAUCUCCUUAUACAUCACCUUAUUUAAGCCCUCCUACUGAUACCGGGUGGAGACGAACGAAUAGUGAUUCUGCGUUACACCAAAGUACAAUGCAGGGAAUGAUGGAUAGAAGUAAUGAUUGUUCGAAUAGAGGCUGGCCUAUACCAAUCAUGAAUGGUCCUGAUAGGAAUCACCAAGAUAGAAGACCAAGAUCUAGUUGUGACAUACCAUCAGCUUCUCGAGUACCUGGAAUUAGUAUACAUCCGUCAGCACACGAUCCUAGUAUAAUUCAAAUACCAAUAGCAAACACUGGCUCUCUGCCUGAUUUGACAAAUGUCGAUUUUUCUUCACCAAUUCACGCACCACUUGAUCAAGACCACGAUAGCUCUCCAUAUGGUUCUGUAAGCAUAUAUUUUUAUAAUAAAUAUAUUAGUAAUUAUGUUUUUAUUAAAACUAGAAACUUAACUUUACAAAAAGAGUUACAGCAAGCUGGUCCUUAUAGAAGUCCAAGACCAAGUCCGCAAUCUUCACCUAGUCCCGGUAGGCAUUCAGCGCCUUGUAGUCCUGGAGCUACUAGUCCGUUACCGAAUGAAUACCACAUACUCAAUCAACAAACUUCACAAUUUCAACAACAUUUCGAACAGUUAUCGAUGUUGGAUCAACCAAACAAUAUUUCUUACGUUGACCAGUCAACGGGUGCUCAACAAACGACGCAGCCACACUCACCUUCGAACAUACCAAAUGCCAGCCCAAAUAAUAACAUAGAAGUGAGUACGGACGCGGGUUAUUAUAGUACAUCACCGCAACAAUUAGUGUAUCCGUCGCCCUCGCCUGGAUUACGAACAACGCCAAAUACUCCUACAAGUCUGCCUGAAAUCAUACUCACAGAUUUUUCAGGUGACGAUGGAUCUAGGCAGUUGCCGACAGACUUUUUCUCGGACGAAUCGUUAAAAGAAGGUUUAGGAACGUUGGAUUUUGAUGAAUUCCAGAUACUAACAAACCCAUCAAUAGGCAUAUCUGAAAUUGUCGAAGAUAAUUUUAGGUUAGACCAUCGCUCAUAA
Diabrotica balteata is the source of this 1155-nucleotide messenger RNA. NCBI's taxonomy places the organism in Eukaryota, Metazoa, Arthropoda, Insecta, Coleoptera, Chrysomelidae. The record is from the annotation of a GenBank genome assembly.